GAGCAGAUGGCCAAAGAUCCACGGCGCAAGGUGGCAUUGAAAAUCGAGCGGGGACGCCGCGAAGCCGCCGAAGCCUACAUGCAGGGCGGCAAGGUUGGAGAAGACGCGGAGCCGAAGAAAAGCAGCAAGCAAAAGGCCAUUCCGAUGGUGGAGUUCAUGGCCGAGGAUUGCACCAUUGACAACAAGGAGGGGGUGGAAGUGGUCGAUGUGCUUGCGAUCCAGCGAAGAUGCCAGGGCUUGGGGCACCAUCAGAGUGUCGAUGAGAUGCUGCAGCUCCGACGGUGGCAGGAGAAAACACAGAAGCCCAAGAACAGCUCCUUGAGAAGCGGCGGCUCUACGGGCAAGCUCGAGGCAGAGUCCUGCCGCUGGCUCUUCUCCAGCUCGGCACUGGGUGCUGUCUCACUGGAG
Messenger RNA from Symbiodinium sp. CCMP2456, 408 nucleotides. NCBI's taxonomy places the organism in Eukaryota, Dinophyceae, Suessiales, Symbiodiniaceae. The record is from the annotation of a GenBank genome assembly.